Molecule: messenger RNA, 5757 nt
Organism: Alternaria burnsii
Lineage: Eukaryota; Fungi; Ascomycota; Dothideomycetes; Pleosporales; Pleosporaceae
Product: cytochrome p-450
Exons: 14
Coding region: 1-4674 (1557 amino acids)
Molecular function (GO): monooxygenase activity; iron ion binding; oxidoreductase activity, acting on paired donors, with incorporation or reduction of molecular oxygen
Source: RefSeq, a predicted model, not a curated record
AUGAAGGGUCGCAUCAGCUGGAAGAUUCGCGAGCUCCACGACAAGUACGGUCCUGUUGUGCGUAUCGCCCCAGAUGAAAUCUCGUAUACGACAUCUGGCGCAUGGAAGAAAAUAUAUGGACAGCGAAACCCUGAGUUCGUCAAGGCUCUCGACGGCAGGGGCAUUGCGCCUGCAAGUAUCGGUGGCCAACGCAGCUUGAUGACGGAGCACCAAGACAGACAUCUGAGGCUGAGGAGGGCCAUAGAUCCUGCAUUUAGUCAAAGAGCACUACGUGAACAGGAGAGCUACUUCCAAGACCACUCGGACAAUCUUGUUCAGAAGCUGGAGCAACGGUGCAAAGAAGGACCCCUAGAUAUGACUACUUGGUACAAUCUCGUCGCAUUUGACAUCGUAUCCGAUCUGGCUUUUGGUGAGCCGUCAGGCUGCGUCAACAACCCUGACCAACCAUGGAUCCAAGCCAUACUCGCUCGUGCCAAAGCCAUUGUCUGGUUUCAGCUCGCCGUACAGUACGGAUUUAUGGAUCUUCUCAACUGGAUGACACCAAAGUACGUCACCGAAUCGAGGAAGAAACACAUCGCUAUGACUGAGGCCAAGCUCAAGGCGCGAGUUGAAGCUAAAAACCCUGGCAAAGACUUCAUGUCAUACAUUCUCGAAAACGACGAAAAGCUCAACCAUCUCGAACUUGUGAUGCUCUCUUCCAACUUCAUCGUAGCAGGUAGCGGCACAUCUGCCGGUGGAAUGUCCGGCUUGACAUAUCUUCUGCUGCGCAAUCCAGACAAGUUGAACAAGCUCAAACAAGAAAUACGCAGUUUGUUCAAAAGCCGCGCGGAUAUGACCCUUCAGGCGGUGACCAGCUGCAAGUACCUGCGCGCCUGUCUCAACGAGGGUAUGCGUCUCUAUCCGCCAACACCGGGUUCGCUGCCACGAUUCGUUCCUGGAAAGGGUGAGAUGAUCGAAGGCAAAUGGGUUCCGGGGGGUUACGCUGUUGGUGUUAACCAGCUGGCGGCCGGCCACUCCGAACGUAACUUCAGGAAGGCGCGCGAGUUCCAUCCCGAGCGCUGGCUCGACGAGCCCGACUCCGAGUUUAAGGAUGACGACCGUUCUGCAGUUCAGCCAUUCUCGUAUGGUCAGAGGGCUUGUAUUGGACGGUCCAUGGCCUAUGCUGAGAUGUCUCUCACGAUGGCGAAGUUGGUACGGUAUUUCGACUGGGAGCUUCACGACCCCGAAAAUGAUUGGUGGAACCAGCAAGGCACCUACCUCGUGUGGGAAAAGCUGCCUUUGCAGUGUACUACACGUGGGCCCGAGUUGCUGCCCGAGAAUGAAUGGCUCGUUAGUGUAUUUAAGUCGCCAGUGGCACGUCAUCCAGGCAGCGGUACGAACUCAAGAGGUGUCGAAUCGCUAUCAUUCAAGAUGCAAAUACUUCUUCCAAUCCUAGGGGCGGGUAUAUUGCUCAUCAUUCACAUUGUCAAUACUUUUCUCGUAAGACCCUUACAAACCUUCCUCAAGAGCCGCCGUCUCGGAUGUGGCUCAGUGCCAUUUGAGCCAACUCGAUGGCCUCUAGGCGUCGACACCGUAUGCCGGAGCCUACAAGCCGACAAAGAGCAAAGAACGCCUGAUUUUAUAGCUUCCCGCUUUGAAACCAUGGGUCGCUAUACGUGGGGACUAUCACUGUUGGGGACAUCGAACCUUAUCACAGCCGAUCCACGUAACGUACAAGCACUCCUCGCAACGCAAUUCGAUGAUUUCGUCAUGGGCACAGCGAGGAGGACAAACUUGAAGACGGCGCUUGGGCGCAGUAUCUUUGCUGUGGAUGGCAAAGCAUGGCAUCGUGCAAGGGAGACCAUGCGGCCGAUCUUCAGUAGAGAGAAUGUUUCUCGGCUUGAGUUGCUCGAGGAACACUUACAGACUAUGUUGCGGAUCAUAGAGACUAAAAACGAGGGAUUGAUGACUGAUGCUGAGAACCGAGCAUGGUCGACACCUGUGAGCUUGGCUGCACUGUUACCGCGUUUGACUAUGGAUUCGGCAACUGAACUGUUCCUCGGACAGAGCACACACUCCCUCAAUACAGCGCUUGUCAAACAGCAGCGAAAGAGUAGUAAUGACGAAAGCGAUGAGUACAGUUUCGAUCAUGCUUUCGAGCGCAUGCUCGCCAUCUUAGGGACAAGAAUGCGACUACGAAGCCUAUACUGGUUAUACGGCAACAAGGAACUCGAAGAGUGCAUCAACACUCUUCACACUUUCGUAGACAGCGCCAUAGAUGCCGCUGAUCAAGCACGGAAGUCAGGCUCAUCACAACUCCGCUAUGACUUUCUCGAAUCACUCCGUACGCGUUGUUCUGACCGCGCUGAGGUACGCGAGCAAGUGUUGGGCUUGUUGGCCGCGGGCAGAGACACCACAGCGUCACUUACAGCCUGGGUCUUCUACUGCCUAGUAAGAAACCCGAGGGUGUACAAAAAGCUCCGCGAAACUGUUCUUGCAGAGUUUGGCCCUUACUCAACGAAUGUUGGGCAGACGAUAACAUUUGAGAAGCUCAAGAGCUGCACAUACCUACAGCAUGUUCUGAACGAAACACUACGGCUACAUUCAGUCGUCCCAUUCAACUCUCGCUGCGCUGUACGAGAUACGACGCUUCCUGUCGGCGGCGGACCGGAUGGAAGCAUGCCUGUGUUCGUACCUAGGGGUACCGAAGUCAACUUCAGUACGCAUGUGCUGCACCGACGGAAAGAUCUGUGGGGCGAAGACGCCGACGAAUUUGUGCCUGAGCGAUGGGAAAAGAGGAGGCCAGGACUGAGUUGGCAAUACGUUCCUUUCAAUGGUGGACCGCGUAUCUGUAUUGGCCAGCAAUUUGCCCUUACAGAGGCUGGAUAUGUGCUAGCAAGGAUGUUGCAGAGGUAUGAUAGUAUUGAGGGUCUGGAUAUUGACAUGAAGCGCGAUUGGCAUAACUUCACUGUUGUGUGCGGGCCGAAUGCGGCUUCAGGGUAUCAAUACCACCGAGAGCCUGAGCUGUGGGGUGGUAAAAGCCGAAGAUUGCAUCUACAGCUUUGUUUGAUAUCACAGGCUCGGAGAAGAGGAACAUGUUCAGCACCACUCCCUUCAGGGCGCGGCGAUGGACCUGCUGCUUCAAGACUCGAAAAACAAAUCAAAGCGAGCAAGUCUAGAGGCAAGACUACCAGCUUCAACGCGAACAUGCUGUCUGUUAUAACCUAUCUCAUCUGCAUCAGUCCCAUCGUGUACUUUCUCGUUCGCUCCGUCUACUACCUCUUCUUCCAUCCUCUGUCAGCCUUUCCAGGUCCAAAACUCUGGGCAAUUUCCCGCGUUCCCUGGAACUAUGUCAGCCUACAGGGAGAUCUCGCAUGGCGCAUUCGUGAUAUGCAUUUGUAUUACAAUAGCAGCGUGAUACGCGUUGCUCCAGAUGAGCUGUCGUAUACGAGCAGCACAGCCUUGAAGAAAAUAGACGGCACUCCACCACCGCGCGAGUUCCUCAAGUGUCUAGAUGGUCGUGGUAUCGCUCCAGCGGUUGUUAACGGGCGCCGCAGCAUUGUCACUGAGACGCCCGAGCGGCACACUGUCCUCCGCCGUGCCCUCCAGCCCGCCUUCAGUGAGCGUGCCUUGCGCGACCAAGAAGACUUCUUCCGCGACCACACUGAUCGACUGACCGCACAGUUACGAAAGCCACAAUAUGGUAUCACUGAGCAGAACAUCUUACGAUGGUUUGCCCUACUCAGUUUCGAUAUCAUGAGCGAUCUAGCCUUUGGUCAGCCGGCCGGCUGUCUAGACCGUGUAGAUGAGCCCUGGCUAGAAGUCAUUGGGUCGCGCGUCAAGAGUAUUGUCUGGUACCAAUUUGCGGUGUACUACCACAUCGAGUGGAUUCUGAGAUGGGUCAUGCCCAAAGCAGCCAUGGAGGCGCGGAAGCGGCACCAAACUCUGACGCUACAGAAGGUGCAGCGACGGAUCGAAGAGGAGCGUAGCGGGAAACGAAAGGGAAAGAGAAGGGAUUUCAUGAGUUAUAUCCUUGGUAACGACAGGGAAAACUUAAGCAAUAUGGACUUGUUUGGUAUGGCAAGUGCGUUGAUCGUGGCGGGCAGCAACACGACUACGUAUACGAUGACUGCUUUCGUCUUCUUCGUCUGUCGACAUCCAGAAGUCUAUGCUAGAGUUGUUGCUGAAGUGCGAGAAAAAUUCGCGAGUGAGGCUAACAUUACCAUGGUUGCUGCUGGUGAACUACCCUACUUGAAAGCUUGCAUCGAGGAGACGAUGCGCAUGUCACCUCCUACACCUUCAGCUUUGCCGCGCUGGGUUCCGGAGGGUGGAGAGGAGAUAGACGGCAAAUGGGUUCCGGGAGGUACUGCCGUAGGCGUGCAUAAUCUGGCGGCCUGCCAUGUUCCAUGGAACUGGCAUCGACCUCUCGAAUUCAUCCCUGAGAGGUGGCUGCAGACGAAAGAAGGCGAGUUCACUCACGAUGACCGCGGCGCCUCCCGCCCUUUCUCCUACGGUCGACAUGAUUGUAUUGGGCAAACUAUGGCAAUGAACGAGAUGAGGCUUGCCUUAGCCAAGCUCUUCUGGAACUUUAAUAUCUUCCUCGACCGUAGCUCGGAGGAUUGGUGGAUCACGCAGAAGUCAUACUUGGUCUGGGAGAAGAAGCCGCUCAUGGUUUCGAUAAAGCCAAGACAUUAGGGCACUUUACUCGCAAUGGCCGACCGUCCUAAACGCGAGCUGAAGGUGCUUUCACUGGGAAUGACACGUACUGGAUCGGCCUCGAUAACUCAAGCUCUUGAGAUGCUGGGAUAUGAAGGUGUACAUCAUGGCAUCCAGGCUCUAAGCUCACCACUUGAGUGGCAGUUGUUCAGCAAGGCCUGUGAUGCCUUCUUUCCUGUGCUCCCUACCCACACGGGCCAGCCAUUCACGCGCGCAGACUGGGAUGUGCUUUUUGGGCCUUACGAAGCCGUCACCGACAUGGGAUCAUUCUUCGCGACGCAACUGAUCGAGGCCUACCCUGAGGCGAAGGUUAUCCUGGUAGAGCGUGAUAUCGACGAGUGGUAUGACAGUAUGGAAGAGGCCAUCUUUAGUACGACGUGGGGUUUGCGCGCAGAUAUUGUCAUCAACGUGUUGGGACCGCUGUACGGGCUCAACGGCGGCAAGACAAUCCGCAAAAUCAUGCUCGGUUUCUACGGCGUCCGCAAUGUGAAGGACAUGCGACGGGUUGCUAAGGGUCGAUAUAAGCAACAUUAUGCAGAAGUCCGAGCUGCGGUGCCGGCGGAGCGCUUGCUCGAGCUACGCUUAGAAGAUGGGUGGAAGCCGCUAUGUGAGUUCUUGGAAAAAGAGACACCGAACACGCCAUUUCCCGUGAAGAACAAGAGAGGAGAGCACGUGAAGAGGGUCAGGCAGAAACAGAAUAUGUUCUUCAAGCACGUCGCGGCGAGGUUUGCCAAGAAUGCGGUACCUUACGGCAUAGGUGCUGGAGUCAUAGGCUUCAUUGCCUGGAGAAGUGAAAUUGAGGCUGAUGCGGGCGGUUGGGGCAAAGUGAACGGACCAUGGGCGAGCUCGGCGCUAGUCCUCUUCCGGAGCAAGAUCCUCGAGAUCGCAAGGUGUUCUUUCGAAAUACUUCCACGAGCGGUCCAUAUAAUAGCAACCGCAACUCGCCUUUUGUUUUCCUUCCUUUACGAUACCCGGAGAGCUCAGUCUUCUCCACCACAUUGCGAGCUCCAAGAGAGUUACGCCCGCACUUGCAACUGGCACUUGAAGCCACACCGUCUUUGA